Megalops cyprinoides (Indo-Pacific tarpon) is the source of this 2131-nucleotide messenger RNA. Its product is annotated as reticulophagy regulator 2-like. The coding region runs from base 105 to 1754 and encodes 549 amino acids. The transcript is spliced from 9 exons. Lineage: Eukaryota; Metazoa; Chordata; Actinopteri; Elopiformes; Megalopidae. The record is from RefSeq and is a predicted model, not a curated record.
GAGGUCUGCUGGCGCUGUUUUCAUCGGUGACGGCCUCGGCGGACCCUCCCGACUGAACCCCGUGAUCAACCAAAGAACACAACAAAAGUGGGAGGAAAAGAAAGAUGGCGAGCGGGGAGGAGGCUGGACACCACUCCGUUUCCUCCUCUUCGGUGGGUCUGGAGGCCCUGUUCCCUGCUGAAGAAGACGAUCAGGCUGGCGCGGAUGGAAACCCGGAGCUGCAGCGGCUUCAGGAGAGCCUCCAGGGCUGGCUGUCGCAUUACGAGCCCGUAAUCUAUACGGUGCAAAGGCUGCUGGUGUGGGAGAGGCCCCUUCAUAGCAUCUGCGUUGCACUCGCUCUGAAUACCGCGUUCUGGCUUCUGUCCUCCACGUCCCUGCGACCUAUUUUCCUCGUGAGUGUCUCGGUUCUCGGACUCUUGCUUCUAGAGAGAUGGAAGCACAAGCUGCCAAAUCUCUCAGUCCAAGGCCCAGCCUCCGUGAAUGAAAGGGAGAGCGAGGCAGGGCACCCUCGGCUCCUCAGCGUGCCGGAGCUGAGCCACCACCUGGCCGAGAGCUACCUCACCUGUAAACUGUACCUGCAGGAGGUGCUGCAGUACAAACAGCUGAACCACGGAAAGUUCUGUUUGCUGAUGUGUGCAGGGUGCCUGGUACUGGCUGUGGUGGGACACUACGUACCAGGAAUCAUGAUUUCCUACAUUAUAUUGCUGAGCGUGCUACUGUGGCCCCUGGUGGUGUACCACGAGCUGAUCCAGAAGAUGUACACUGGCCUGGAGCCCAUCCUCAUGAAACUGGACUACAGCAUGAAGGUGGACACUCAGCCCCACAAGAAGAAGGUGAAGAAGGAGUCAGAGGAGGGGGGUGAGCCGCAGGUGGAGACGGAGAGCGAGAGCGAAGAGGAGCUGUCCUGCUUCGCUCCCACGGUGGACGUGAAGACCACUGCCUUGGCAAUGGCCAUCACAGACUCUGAGCUCUCUGACGAGGAGGCCUCUAUCCUGGAGAGUGGGGGGUUCUCUGUGUCCAGAGCCACCACACCACAGCUCACCGAUUUCUCCGAAGACCUGGACCGGCAGAGUGUGAGCAGUGAACAGGAGGAGACGACUUCCACUGACCUACCAGAGUUUCCCUCUGUGGACGAUUUCCCCAUCGAACAGGCCCUACUCCACUUUCCAGUGCGGUCGCCUGGCCACGGCGAGGGGGCGACCACAGACCCCCAAGGACAGGAGCAGCAGACCCCUGCCAGCCUCCUGAUCCAGCAACUGGCCUCCCCGCUGCACUUUGUCAACACGCACUUCAACGGGCACGGCCAGCCCCCAGGCGCGGCCAGGCCUGCGAAGGAGGCCCCGCAGACCCAGACCCUGUCCCUGGAGGCCCUGAGUGAGGAGAUAGUGAGCACGGCCAUCUCUGCUGUGGUGCAGAACACCCGCUCGGCUCUGCUGCGGUGCGGGGAGGCCGGCGAGGGUGGGGCCAUCGCUGAACCCUGCCCAGCUGGCCCUCACACAGCCCCGCCUACUGAGACGCAGCCCCAGCAUGAGCACCCAGAGUGCAGUGCCACAGAGAUGCCCACGGACACGCCCACUGACACGCCCACACCCGUCGACACGCCCACACCCGCUGAGGAGGACUUUGAACUGCUGGACCAAAGCGAACUGGAGAAGGUGGACAAAGAUCCGCGCCUGGGUUCUGAGGAGCAGGAAACGGACUCCACCGAGCCCGCACAGACGACUCCGCCCAGCCAACACACCGAGGAGUCCUAGCUUUCCCACCACUUCUAGUAAACUUUCAUUUAUUUAUAUACAUAUACAUGUAUACAGUUUACUUACAUUCUCACUUACCAGAGGUUUUUUUUUUUUUUGAGGAUUUGAAGUUGACUACUGUCUGUCUUUUUUUUUUGUGACUGAAGACAGGUUGGGGACCGAUUCUUAACUGAAUACCUACACUCUGACCUUGAAUUUGGGGAGUGACAGCAGCUUGUGUUGCAUGAUACCUUAACUUCUAUUUCCUACUAAGGGAUCAUGCGGUCAAAGCGGCGGGUCAUUGCUAGGUUUCAGAUCAGCCCGUCAGGUCAUGGUCUCAGUUCAUUGUGAACAAAAUGAACAGAUCAGAGCUGUUGAUAUAUUUUAAAAAACAAAAA